Messenger RNA from Coffea eugenioides, 2545 nucleotides. RefSeq lists its product as uncharacterized. The coding region runs from base 42 to 2258 and encodes 738 amino acids. The transcript is spliced from 9 exons. The record is from RefSeq and is a predicted model, not a curated record. NCBI's taxonomy places the organism in Eukaryota, Viridiplantae, Streptophyta, Magnoliopsida, Gentianales, Rubiaceae. Gene Ontology annotation, molecular function: protein binding.
AAAAGAAAAAGAAAAGGGAAAGGGUGAGAAAUAGUUAGAGUAUGGGUAAGGCUGCGGUAACAACAACGAGAAGAGCAACAAUAGCAAAAGCAGCAAAAACAGCCACGCCACCACCGGAACCGGGACCGGAACCGGAACCGCCGGCCCAAUUAGUAGUAGAGAUGAAGCGCAAGAAGAAGAAAGGCCGACCCUCUCUUUUAGAUCUCCAAAAGCGUCAACAGCAGCAGCAACAACAACAACAAAAAACCCUAACCCCUCCCCCUGCCCCUCCUCCUCCCAAUCACAAUUCCACCCAUACCCGUCGAUCCACUCGCCGGAACCCCACCAAUUACAAUUCCCCCUCCUCCGAGUUCUUUAACAACGACGACGACGACGAUGACGACGAAAGGCAGCAGAAGAAAGUCAAGCUUGUUGUGCGUCUCCCCCAAUCCACCCAACAGCAUUUUCAUAAUUCUGCCUCCGCUGCUGAUUCCGGUGCUGACGACCCAGACGAUCACCAAGCCUCUCCCAGGAAACGUAUGAUCAAUGCCGUUGAUCGUAGAUCUAACGACGUCGUUUUCGAUCAGGGGGAAAAGGCUUUGAAAGCGACGGACACUGUUCAUGGGUCAUCUCUGGACAUUGGGCCCACCACACCUUUGCCAGAUAAAAAGAUGUUGGUGUUCGUCCUUGACAGACUUCAAAAGAAGGACACUUACGGAGCAUUCUCAGAGCCUGCGGAUCCAAAUGAGCUUCCUGAUUAUCAUGAAAUCAUUGAACAUCCAAUGGAUUUUUGGACUCUACGGAAGAAACUUGAUGCUGGAUCUUAUUCGAAUUUGGAAGAACUGGAGGCUGAUGUGUUGUUGUUAUGUUCAAAUGCAAUGCAGUACAAUGCACCUGAUACAAUUUACUUUCGGCAGGCUCGGUCCAUACGAGAGCUGGCGAAACGGGACUUUGAGAAUCUGAGGAAUGAAGGUGAUAAUGGUGAACCACAGCCCAAAGUCAUUCGAAGGGGACGACCCCCAAGCAAAAAUUUGAAAAAGCCUCUUGAGAGUUCACCUGUUGAUCGUGUUGGUCAUGAGCUCUCCUCAGGUGCAACUCUUGCUAGUGCGGAAGAUAAAGCAAUUGGAUCUAAUGGUUACAAUCUAAGAAAGGGACCUGCGUUUUAUAGGUUUCGUUCUAAUGAUGCAUUUGGCACUUCCUUUCGCUCACGCAAUGGUGAAAAUUAUUCUGACUGGUUGGUUGAUUGGAAUAGUGAAUUUCCAGCAUCUAUUCUAAGGGCAGACAUGAAGUACGGAAAGAAACAUUUCUCUGCAGUGGAUGAGAACAGGCGUGAUACCUACAAGCAAUUCCACCCUUCAACUUCCAGUAGCAAUGAAUCUUAUUUGUGGAAUUCUUUUGGAGAUAUGAAGCGGUUACUGCCGGUAGGUCUUCACUUGGAGCCACAAGCUUAUGCACGAAGCCUGGCAAGAUAUGCUGCAAAUCUUGGGCCUGUAGCAUGGAAUGUUGCCUCUAGAAAAUUGAAGACUGCUCUGCCUGAUGGACUGGCCUUUGGUCCUGGGUGGGUGGAAGAAAAUGACGCACCACAGCAGCUGUUGUCAGCUGAGAAGCUGAAACAAGCAAAUGGAUUGGUACAUGACCGUGAUCCAAGCAGACCAGUAACACCGUCUUCUUCUCGUUUAAGUACUGCUGUAGCACACAGGCCAUCUCCAGAAAUGGCUGAAGCUGUUAGGAGAUUGAAUUGUCAGAAUGAGCUAGCCGAACAGGCUGGUGGCUCUCCUUGGGCAACAGCGGGAGGUGGCUCUCCUUGGGCAACAGCGGGAGCCAUCUUCCAGGCUCAGCAUAAAUCACUGUUUCACCCCAACCGAAAUGGUUUCAGUAGCAUGUUUGGGUGUGACCCAUCCUCUCAAGUGGGAUUAGCAAGACAAACCAUACAAGCUGGACAGUCUGGGUUGGAAGGAUGCUCAAUAUCUGAUCAAAUGCUUGGCGUGUUAUCCACAGGGGAUGUUUCGUCCCUUCGUCCAGUAUACCAAGGGAAUUCAGAAGAAAUCAAAUUGUCAGAAAACCGGGGUACAUCUCAGCGUGGGAACCUAUUAGGCCAGGCCUCUGAUUCACAUGUACCAUCUGAAGUGGGAAUGACUGCCAGAUGUUUGCAGGCGCAACACAGACAACCCUUAGCAGUUCCCCCUGACCUUAACGUCCGAGUGCAGGCGUCAGCCUCGCCCAGUUCUAGUUUACAGAUUGGUUCACCGCAGCAGCCAGACCUGGCCUUACAGCUUUGACAAUAAGUUAAAAUAAUUUUUUUGAAGGUUGCAUCACCAUUUUGAUUUGGCUGAAUGCAGUGCUGGGCUUAUUGACAGCCGGAUAGGGCUUCAGGUCAUUAAGGUGAAAUAUAGAAGGAAAAAUUUGUACAGAUUAAUGUAAUUCAGCAUUCUAGGCCAAAGGUAGAUGAAUUCUAUUGUAAGAUUUGAAAAUGUGACUUAGUGAACUGAAGAACAUUUGUAGCUUAUUCAUGAAAGCACGAUUAACAAAAGCUCAUUUGACUUCCACUCAAACUGUCACGUCUUAA